AUGACUGCUCUUCAUGGAAUCUUCGGUAUGACGGAUCUGCUGAAUACCAGCGUUAUGAACUCGCUGCAGCGAGGAUUUGUGCACACGAUCUCUUCCUGCGCAUUCACGCUGCUCGGGUCUAUCAACCAAAUUCUGGAGUAUGCAAGUAUUAAAGACCUCCGAGCGACCUCUGCCUCCGCUCAAUACCUCGGUGGCCCUAGCAAGGAUCAGAUUUUAAAAGCAGGCGGGGACUUACAAUCUGGGGAGGGCAACGAGGACACCUGUGUUGAACUUGCCGCCGUGACGGAGGAUGCGGUUCCAAUCGAUUCCGUCCGCGAUGGCACAUUCUUUGGAGCGGGCCGGUUCGAUACACCAGGCGGAGUUCAGGCCAUUCUCGACAUCGCUAGUGUUUCAGAUUGGAGAUUUUUGACAGUACCUAGUGCAUGGUACGUUAUCCUGACUAAUAUUGUCGGCAAUGCCUUGAAGUUCACCCAGCAUGGGUAUGUCCAUGUCUCGCUUAACGCAGACCCGGUGACUACUCUUGAGGAUGGUGAGGUGGCCAGAUCAAAGAUAAUACUGAUCGUCAGAGAUUCUGGGUGCGACAUUGGCCCCGACUUCUUGCGAAAUGAAGUUUUCUCUGCUUUUGCACAAGAAGAUAGCAUGACUACGGGUAAUGGCCUGGGUCUUAAUAUCACUCAGCGAAUAGUACUCUCCCUUGGAGGCACGAUUCAGGUUGAUUCUCAACGAGGUGCUGGUACCGAAGUUAGAGUAUUGGUUGAUCUUGACCAGGUCUCCAUGUUAGACACCAUUCAUAUGCAAGGUACUUCAACCGAUAUGUCCCUUGCAACCACCAAAGACCUCGUUCGCGACAAGACAGUCGGAUUUCUAGGCCACUGGGCUUCAGACUCUGGCCUUGGUGCUCGCUCCUCCCAGCAAGAACUCAGUGGUAAUCUCGAUAUUAAUGCCUUUGCCCCGUCACGACGGGAGCGGUUCUUGCCGCCAGUGAUUGUCAUAUGCCCUUCUCCAAGGAUCGCACAUUCGAUGUUCGUGGAAUCUCGGAAGCAGCCUAAUGCUGAUAUUGUCGAAUUCAUCAGCCAGCCCUGUGGUCCACGGAAGUUGGCAAAGAGCUUUGAAACCUGUUCUAAACGCAGACGACAGGAAAUUGACACCACUGUCACUGAAGACGACCAUUCGAGAAAAUUGCCGAAUUCUCCAGUCGUAAUGGGGGUCAAGGAAUCUGAAUUAGAUUCAUUAGUCGACGAGCUUACUCAAGAGUCUCGUGGCCAAUCAAGCGAUAACACCAUUGAGGGGAAUGGCUCUGAAAGUCCACUCGACCAGCCGGAUCUCGAUAUAGCUCCUGAGACACCACCAAGUUCCAUUCUUGUUUCGAGCGAGGAUUUGAUUGAUCCAAAAUUGGAUGAGGUCAAGAAUCUUUCUCAACUCCAAAACGACCAAGAAAGGACGACGAUUCUUAUCGUGGACGACAACUAUAUCAAUGUCCGGAUUCUAGUCGAGUUCAUGAAGAAGUUGGGAUGCAAUUAUGCGACUGCAUCGAAUGGGUUAGAGGCUCUUGAGUUCUUCAAGGCAAACGCGCCCUCGAUUGCGCUGAUAUUAAUGGCUAGACGAAUCCGUGGGUUCGAGCAGAAAAAUGGCAUCCAGAAUCCUGUUGUGAUUGUCGCAUUGACCGUCGUUGCACAGAAUGAAUUACAACGUGACACGAUUGGGCUGGCAUGGAUUCGUUUAUGA
Messenger RNA from Penicillium cosmopolitanum, 1725 nucleotides. Its product is annotated as ATP-binding response regulator. The record is from RefSeq and is a predicted model, not a curated record. Lineage: Eukaryota; Fungi; Ascomycota; Eurotiomycetes; Eurotiales; Aspergillaceae. Bases 1 to 1725 code for a protein of 574 amino acids. Gene Ontology annotation, biological process: phosphorylation; phosphorelay signal transduction system. The transcript is spliced from 4 exons. Gene Ontology annotation, molecular function: transferase activity, transferring phosphorus-containing groups.